AGCAUUUAUAUUGGUGGAUCUCAUUUUCAGGACAACAGCUGGGAAGUGAAAUCGGGAAAAAGUCACGCUAAAAGGAGAGAGAAAUAUGGGUCAAAAUAGGCCUACCUUUACCAAGAAAUACUCUAUUUAUAGGCAUAAUAAACAAUUAACAGUAUAUCAUCUUAAUUAUGGUGGAUUUAGGUAAUGAUAACUGAACGCAUAGCAAAGAUGUGGCUCUCUAAAGUAUGCAGGGGUUCUUUCAACCCGUCAGUUCAGUCAGUUUUCAGGGAAAAAAUUGUACUUCAAAAUUUGAUCAGUAUACAAUCAAAUAGACAAUUUUCCGAUGGAUAUAGUCAACCUAAGGAAUCUACACAAAAAGCAGUAACAUCAUUUUACAAUCAGAGUGCCAUUGAUGCAUCAGCGAGCAAGGCUUCUGUGCGUCUUACACCAACUUCAAUCCUCUAUUCCGGCAAAAGUGCAGAUGGAAGUCAUAUCCUCAGAAGUGCCCAAUACCUUCAUAAAGAGCUGCCUGUAAGGAUUGCUCACAGAAUUGCAGGAUUCCGGAACCUCCCAUUCAUCGUUGGAUGCAAUCCCACAAUCCUCUCUGUUCAUGAAAUGUACAUUCGAGCCUUUCAUCUGAUCUCAGAAUUCCCCAUGAUAACCGACUUUGAAUCGGAGGAACCCUUUAGUCGUAUGCUGAAGAACCUACUUGAUGAACAUAAAGAUGUUGUUACGCUGUUGGCAGAAGGCUUCAAAGAGUCAAGAAAACAUAUUAGGGAUGAACAAAUGGUGAAAAAUUUCCUGGAUCGCACAUUAACUUCAAGACUUGGCAUACGUAUGCUGGCUGAACACCAUCUUGCCCUACAUGAUGAGAGACCCAACUUUGUGGGAAUUAUCUGCGUCAAUUUCUCUCCUAAGAAACUCAUUGAAAGAAAAGUGGAUUUCGCAACUAAGAUCUGUGAACUUAAGUUUGGACGUGCGCCCAAUGUUCGCAUCAAUGGUCACCUGAACACCAUGUUUCCUUACAUAGCUCAGCCUCUGGAUUAUAUCUUGCAGGAGAUCUUGAAAAAUGCCAUGAGAGCCACUGUGGAGAAUCACCUUGACAACGUAAACAUGCCAGAUGUCACCGUGACAAUAGCCAACAAUGACAUAGACUUCGUUAUAAGAAUCUCAGACCGUGGAAAUGGCAUCCCCCACAAUAUUGUGCGUAAAGUAUGGGACUACCAUUUUACCACAGCUGGACAGAGCGACAACCACCAAGUAGAUGGGGGGUUGUUUGGUAACAUUAUGGAGAAUAGAGCAGCAGGAGCCAUGCAUGGUUUUGGGUUUGGACUGCCCGCCUCGAAGGCCUAUGCAGAAUACCUUGGGGGUACAUUAACUAUUGAGUCCAUGCAGGGCAUAGGCACUGAUGUGUAUUUAAGACUGAGGCACAUUGAUGGCAAAAAAGAAAGCUUUCGUAUCUAAUGCUGCCUAUAUUGCAAGAACUUGGAGUUACUUUUUAUAUAAUAUUCAUGGGAUGAGUUAGCCAUGAGACAUGUGAGGCUAGCUAUGGGGAAGGUGAGGCUAGCUUUGAGGCAGGCAAGUCAACUGAAUUGCCAAUCUUUAACAAAAAAUAUUUUUCAGACAUUUUUGGACUAAAGUGAAAAUUAUGUCCCAAUGGAGUAUAGUAUAAUAUUCUGUUUUUGUUAGUUUCCUUGCUUUGUCACUGAUAUUAUUCCUGUGAGACUUGGGGCAAUCUCAGAGAAUUUUGUAGAUGUACAUAAUUGUAGAACAGUAGUCUUUUAUUAUUUGUUUAUGCCUAACUGGUUAGAACAGCAUAAAGCAGGCUUGUCAUGAAUGGCAUAUUUAAAGUGGGUGACAUGUUUAAAAUUAUUUACAACAAGCCAAAUCUAUCCUAUCCUCCUCUACCCACACCAUUUACGCCAGAGAUUGUUUCCGAAAGAUUUGAGAACAUGUAAUAAUGAUAUUGAAGAAUUCACCAAAACAUGGGGGGCCUGUAUGUUAAAUUCGUGUAAUUUUGGCCAAUAUUUGGCAAUGAACAACAGCAUAGUUAUACAUUUAUAUAUAUGUUAUACGUGGUAUUGUCGUAGUAUUU
Molecule: messenger RNA, 2074 nt
Organism: Owenia fusiformis
Lineage: Eukaryota; Metazoa; Annelida; Polychaeta; Sabellida; Oweniidae
Source: the annotation of a GenBank genome assembly